Messenger RNA from Petromyzon marinus (sea lamprey), 1641 nucleotides. Its product is annotated as ubiquitin carboxyl-terminal hydrolase 47-like. The record is from RefSeq and is a predicted model, not a curated record. Lineage: Eukaryota; Metazoa; Chordata; Hyperoartia; Petromyzontiformes; Petromyzontidae.
UAUGCUUCUUCUCAACAAGAAUAUAUAUCAUGAGUCACGAGGGAGUGUCAGCAUCUGUAAGCACGAUCAACACAUCAGAUAAUAUAAAGGCGGAUGAAAUGUUUGACAAAAGCCAAGAUAAUUUGUGUAAAGUCAAACUUUACCAGUUUUCAUUGACAAGUGAGGAGCCCUGUCGGUUCCUGUGCGAGUGCACAUUCACGAGUGGCAGCACGGUGCAGAUGUGCAAGCAGAAACUCUUGCCAGGCCUCAGGCAAAGCCUCGAUCCACAGCUCACCACAGAAAGGUUUUGGCUGAGGAGCAAAAUGGGACUGAAGCCGGGAACCAUAUUCCUGGAAAGUGACGUCUUUGGGAAAAAUAUAAUUUUGAUGGAGGAUCGUGAGUUCUUCCUGGAGCUUUGGACCGGGCCUGCCAAACGGAAGGACAGCGUUCUCAACCUCAUGCUGCUGGUCAGGAGGUGGAGACCCUCCAUCCUCCAGCUUGAGCCGAUCCAAGAGGCACUCGCUGUUCAAGUGGGAGAUGUGGACGCACUCAAGAAACAGAUCAGUAACCUCAGUGAAAUACAGCACGAAGAUAUACAGCUGGUCAUGCUGAAGGAUGUGGCGAGCUCCCUGGACGGGCAAGGAGCUGUCGCCCUGCAGCAGCUCGGCUGGGCUGGCGACCUGCACAACCUGAGCGACUGGGACGAUGGAGAUCUCGUUCUGUACAGGGACAAGACGGAGCACCUUCCCAGCCGGAUUGACAAGCACGCGGAUGAACUGUUACUCAAGGAGAUGCGUUACACAAAGCAGAUAUUCCUUCCAGAAAACACCCAGAAUGAGCAGAGAGUACACGAGUGCACCGUGAACUUCCACCUCCUGGAGGGUGGCCAUCUGCAGAUGCAGCUGGGCAGUCUGAUGCACAGCUGCCUGCUGAGUGAGGGAACCACAGUGGCGCAGGUCAAAGAGCAGCUGCUGCCCUCUUUGCGAGUUCAGGGCUUCCACCACCUCACAGGCGACAGCUUCUGUCUGUGCAAGAAGAAUGGGGAGAUCCUUGUCGAUUACGAGGUGUUUGGCCGUUCCGUGUGCCUCUGGAAUGACCGGGAUUUCUAUAUCGAGAUUGUCUCUGACCCUUCCAAGCUGAAGCGCAGUGUGCUGCAGGUGCGUCUGCACUUGGGCUCGGUGCAGCCAGCAGAUAGGGUGCCAGGUCCCUUCCAGGACCUCCUGUGGGAUAUCCAUAGCAUGCACAAGCUACCUGGCAAGAUCAGUGACUUGAGCGGAAUUCCUAAGGAGAACCUAAUAUUUUCGUACUUGAAGGGGUUGCAUCCAUUUGAAAGCCUCAGCCAAGAGGUGGUGGCACGGCUCAGCUGGAUUCAGGGGUUUGAGGACUUGGCUACACACAUGGAUGAUGGUGACAUCAUUUUAUACAAAGAUAAACAGAGAUGCUGAAUGGAUGAUGUGACAUGGAAGAUACCAAGCUGGGGCUAAAGGAACUUCAUUUUCAAAUGUUAUAUGUUGUUAAUACUAAUACAGGUACUAUGGCAUUUACAUUAUGAGACCUCCUUUGAUAUAGUAAUAGGUUUUACCCUUUUGGCGUCAUCUGGUCCAACACCAGUGGAGACUAGGCUGUAAGAAAAGCCGUCUCGGGUGUGGACCAAUCAAAUUC